AUUUUAUUCUUGAUGUAUUGUGGAAUUCGGUUUAUGUUAAAAAUAUAUCGUUAUCGCAGGUCAAACAGUCGAAGCUUAUUCGGUAAAUCCUUCGGCCAUGAAACAUCAGUUUAAUGUCGGAGAUAAAGUCAAAGUGUUGCUUGAUGUCGAAAAGCUUAAAGUUAUGCAAGAAGGUCAUGGAGGAUGGAAUCCUAGAAUGGCCGAAUAUAUUGGAAAAGUAGGAACUGUACAUAGGGUUACAGAUAAAGGCGACAUAAGAGUUCAGUACGAAGGAUGUAAUAAUCGCUGGACUUUCCAUCCUGGUGCUUUAACCAAAGUGAUGCUAUUUUCUGUGGGUGACAUGGUCAGAAUCAUUGAUGAUGCUAAUAAAGUUAAAGAGCUUCAGAGAGGACACGGGGAAUGGAUCGAUGUCAUGAAAACAUCGUUGGGGAAAAUUGGAAAAAUUACAAAAAUAUACACCGAUGGCGAUUUACGAGUAAACUCCGAAGGUCAAACCUGGACGUUCAAUCCACUCUGCGUAUCUCUAGUUCCUGGAUCGGCAACAGAAAUGAAUAACACUAUGACUGCUAAUCAAAGAGAAGAGCAUACGAAUCCUCUGCUUGGGCAUUUACUCGUCGAUCAUCAACACAUGGAAUGCACCAGUAACGACAGAUUAGUCAGAGAAGCAGCACAAGGUCACACCGAGAUCGUUAGGGAAAUUUUGCAGACUUUUCAAGAAAAGGUUGAUCAAAAAAGUUCCGGUAAAACGGCAUUACAAGUCGCAAGCCAUCAGGGUCAUUUAGAUAUCGUUCGCAUGUUGCUAGUAGCAGGCGCUUCUGUAGAAGUUAGAGAUGAUGAUGGUGAUACGGCAUUGCAUUACUCCGCCUUCGGAAAUCAACCGGAAGUGAUGGAGUUGCUGUUAAAAAAGAAUGCCGACAUUGAUGCCGUCAACAAGGCAAGAUGUAGCGCCCUUCAUGUUGCUGUAAAUAAACAACAUGUCAAUUGUGUGAAAGUCUUACUACAGUUCAGAUGUAACAUUAAUACACAGGAUUCUUACGGCGAUUCGGCACUUCACGAUGCUAUAGGAAAAGAGAAUGUGGAAAUAAUAGAUUUACUAAUAAAUGUACCAGAGAUUGAUUUCUCUUUAAAAAACAAGCGAGGCUUUAAUGUUCUUCACCAUGCAGCUUUAAAGGGAAACAAUUUCGCUACAGAAAGGUUACUAGCAAAGACGAGGCAAAUUGUAGAUGUAAAGAAAGAUGAUGGUUUUGCUGCACUUCAUUUAGCAGCUCUCAAUGGUCACUAUCAAGUAGCCGAGACAUUAUUAACCCAGGGACAAAGCGAAGUAGAUAUUAGGAAUAACAGAAAACAGACACCAUUAUUACUAGCAGUAAGUCAAGGGCAUUGUUCUCUUAUUGAAUUGCUAGUACGAUUCGGAGCAAAUAUUAAUGCAGAAGAUGAAGACGGAGAUACAGGAAUGCAUUUAGCAUUAAUGAAACAGAAGUCAGAAGUAGAUAUUAAAGAAGCACAAACGAUUAGUGGGAUUGUCGAACAUUUAAAUGGCCAGGGACUAGAAAAAUGUAACGGAUUUGCUAUUGCAUGUUUUAUUGCUCAAGAAGGUGGCAAACAUGUCCACAAAAAUCACAAAGGAAAAACGCCUCUAGAGCUUCUUUCCGAUAAUCACAAAUUAAAAGAAUUACUAUUAUAUUACUCAUCUUUAAAUAGUGCUCAAGCCCAUUCCAUCGCUCGGGAAAAUGGCGAUCCUGGAUCUUCCGCAGCAGAAUCUAAUCAGACAGAAAGUGACUGUUUAAUAUGUUGUGAAAUGAUAGCAAGCAUUACAUUUGAUCCGUGCGGUCAUACCGUCACUUGUGAAGAUUGUUGUGUUCGAAUGAAAAAGUGUAUCGCUUGUCAGGAGUCGAUACACAAGAAAAUAGGCCCAGGUGGUAGAGUGAUAUCUUCGAAAGUAAGACAGGCAAGUGCAGAGAGAUUACGCUAUCUAGAAAAUAAAAUACAAGAAAUCGAAGAAGCUCACUCGUGUUCGAUCUGCAUGGAAAGAAGGCGAAACAUCGCCUUCCUCUGCGGCCACGGAGCAUGCAUCAGUUGUGCUCAAACGCUUAAGAUUUGCCACAUGUGCCGUAAACCGAUAACCAAAAAAAUCAAUUUAUAUUGAUGGUUUUACAUCAUAAUUUUAUCUAAUUCUGUUGUGCCAUCAAUCGCUCUUAAAGACUAAAUGGAAAGACUCCUACCGAGGAACAAUUACUGUGAUAUGCAGUCCCUGCAUAUAUUUAUCACUUCCUUGUCUUUGUCACAACUAGGAAAAAAAAAAUAUUAUAUAUGGAAAUUUCGUAAAGAAUUUUUCCAUCACGAGAAUGAACCAGAAAACGCUUUGCGUCUACCAUGCAGUCUUCAGUUUAUAAGAAACAAACUUUUCUUUUAUAAAAAUUUGUACAUUUCUGGAUAAAUGUUUUAAUUUAUCUUUACACUUCCACGUUGAGCAAUAAAUUUUUUGAAAGCGAAACGAGACGAAAACCAGAGAAAACGUAGAUUCCUUUAAAGAUGUUUUACAGUAAUCAAUGUAACCGAUCCCCUUUUUACUAGUAACUGUAGAUCAAAAAUGUUUAAUAUGUUUAUGUAAUAUUGUUGGUAUAUUUUGUAAAUAUUGACAGAAUCGUAUCGUAAUGACUAGUGUUCUCGUUUCUCCGUAUUUGUGACAUUUAGUCAUAUUUCAAUUUAUAUAUUUUUCCUAUAUUGUAUAUUUCCUAAGAUAGUCUACAUUUUUGAACAUUUGUGGGAAGAGUAUAGAUAUUUUUUGUGACGCUAAAAACGAAGACAACCGAAAUUCAGAUGAUGAAUUAUCGAUUUAUUUAUAAUUGCCUCUCGAAAGAGUCGAUCCCUUUUGCCACGAGAAUAAUUUAUAUGUUUCGAUGCAACUUUUGUUAAUUAGUAUUUAACGCCGAGCGUUUCAAAUUGCUGCAAAUCAAUAGAGAUCCAUGCACGAGCAAGAAAUAUAUGCAUAUCAAGUUAAUUAGGAACAUUAUUAAAAGUUGUAUAUAAUUUAUAUUAUUUUUAUUUUGCAGAAGAGUAAUUUAUACCACAUCUGUUACCAAUUUUAAGCAAUAUUUUGUUUAUUUCAACUGGAAGAAAAGAAAUUCUU
Centruroides sculpturatus (bark scorpion) is the source of this 3130-nucleotide messenger RNA. Its product is annotated as E3 ubiquitin-protein ligase MIB2-like. Gene Ontology annotation, cellular component: cytoplasm. The record is from RefSeq and is a predicted model, not a curated record. The transcript has 13 exons. Gene Ontology annotation, molecular function: protein binding; ubiquitin-protein transferase activity. Bases 98 to 2146 code for a protein of 682 amino acids. NCBI's taxonomy places the organism in Eukaryota, Metazoa, Arthropoda, Arachnida, Scorpiones, Buthidae. Gene Ontology annotation, biological process: protein ubiquitination.